This is a messenger RNA of Schistosoma turkestanicum, 2761 nucleotides long. The record is from the annotation of a GenBank genome assembly. Lineage: Eukaryota; Metazoa; Platyhelminthes; Trematoda; Strigeidida; Schistosomatidae.
CUAACUGAUUGAAUUUUGUAGCGGGAAACAUAACAUGACUUCGCUCACUUCGAUUUGAAAUGAGUAGUGACAGUGAGGAGGAAGAUACGGUCGUAAAGAUCGAAAAUGUACUCCAGGAUAUUGAUGAAGAGAAUUGUAUAGUCAUGGGUGGGAUCGAUGAUAAAUCCGCUUGUACAUUUACGAAGGGAUAUGUAAAACGACAAGCGCUUUACACCUGUCGAACAUGUUUAGACAUAAACAAAGUGAAAGCUGGGAUAUGUUUUCCUUGUGCAACUGUCUGCCAUGCUGACCACGACAUAGUUGAGCUAUACACGAAACGCUAUUUCAGAUGUGACUGUGGCAAUGCAAAAUUUGCGAGUGUUUGUCAAUGUCUAUUGUGGGAGGAAAAAGAUGAUGAAAACAACUUGAACGAAUACAAUGACAAUUUCUGUAACCGAUAUUGCACAUGCCAACGUCCGUAUCCAGACCCGGAUUAUGAUGGUGUUGAAGAAAUGAUUCAGUGUGGUGUUUGUGAAAACUGGUUCCACCUGGAGCAUCUCAACAUGGAUAGAGAAUUCGAGUCUCCUGAGGAUUACAACGAGAUGACCUGUUUUAUGUGCAUCAAAAAGUACGCAUUUCUUUUUAUGCAUGCAUACGACAAUGAAGGGACAUUCCGGAAAUCCUGUCAUUUAACUACCUGUUUCGAUAUUAACAGCUCUGAGUCAAGCUAUACUCCAGAUUCUAAAAAGUUGAAAAAGGCUGGAAAUGACGCAACGACUCAUACAGGGGACAGUUGUGAUUGUCGUCUUUCUAUGUGGGCUAGUAGAAUGAAACAUCAUGUAUCUGACUUCCGCUGUUCGUCACUUGAUGGCAUAGAAAACUUAGAUUGUAGUUUGGUACCAUCAGUGUUUUGGAUUUCUGAUUGGAGAAGUUGUCUCUGUCGAUGCGUAGACUGCAAGAAAAUGUACAAGAAUUUUAAUGUCGAAUUUCUGUUGGAUCCUGAAGACUCAGUAUCUUUUUAUAUGCAGCUAGGAAAACAAAGGACUAAAUCAAUUACCGAGGAGGAGAAACGCACACUAAAUGAAGCUCUAGCAGAGCUGCCACAUCCUGUGGCAGUGAAUUUUGCAACAGGUAACCUUCACAACCUUGAUUUAUCGCAUGAUAAAUAGUAGUGAACCUAAAUUAUACGUAGAAAUAGUAAGAACACUUAUAGUAACUCCGUAAAAUUAACUCGACACAACUGAAUCACAAAGAUUGUGUUAGGAUUCAGCAAAAUUAAUAAUGGUUAUGUUAUGUACCUUUUCUAUGUGUCAAUCACUCUUACAAUGGACAUGUAUUUGUUUGACUAAUAUCAAUAUUCGGUCAGUAAAAUUUUGUGUUCCAAAAUUCAUCAGUAAGUUCGUAAGCUUUUUUCUGUUGUCGAGGCAACUCACAAUGCUGGUCUUUUGCGUAACUAAAAAAUUAACACAAGUAGCCCAUUGUUUGACUAAAACCCUGAAUCAGUACACUCAAACGUUGGAUGGAUGAGAUCAAGCGCGCUGUAAUUUUGUGAGGUAUCUCAAAUAUUUUCUGCCAUCAAAAUUUAUUUAUUUAUUCGUGCAUUCACACUUUAUUAUGGUUUUGAUGAGAAUGUAAUAAAAUAUUCCAUUAGUAUUAGGAGGAUCAUAGUUCCUACUACAUUCAAACUACUUUUUUAUUCCAACGCAUUAAUAUUGGUGCAAAUAAAAACUAAAAUAUGUAUGCGCCAAGCAAAUUAUUGAAUUUUUGUUGGCUGAAAUACUUUCGAGGUGCUUAAGUCGAAACAGAUAGGUUUCUUUAUCACUUUACGAACCUUUGGUCUAAAAGUUUAAUCCACAAGGCAGCGGAGCAACGAUCUGAUGGUAGCAGUUCAGUAACAAUAAAUCCGCACACCGCUCAUACCCUCUGGACCCCAAAGAUCAUGUAGACUAGAGUUUUAUAACUCUUUUCGAUUGAUUACUCGUUCCGACCUGCCUUUCUAACAUUCGAAUAGAAUGAGUUCGUCAUAGUAACUGAAACAAAGCACAUCAAGAAACAUCCUAUAUGGCUUUUUAGCAGAUGUAAAUCUCCUAAUUAGACAUCUAUUUUGUGCAAUAUUUCGUUUAUAUUGUAAAUGGCUGUGUUUCAUCAUAUAAACAGUCACCAUAUAUUUUCAAAUGCUAUUGAGUAUGAAUGAUAGAAUAAAGAGAAAGGUAUUAUAUAUGACAGGAAUAAGCAUGGCAGUCUAUACUACGUUGCUAUACGAUUGAUAUUAAACUACCAAUAAAGUACAGGAGCAUGUUAAACGCCUUUGUUUCAGUUAGUAGGUUACAACACUUCGGAACACAAUCUGUUCGAAAAUAGUUCUUUACAAACCAAAUGAGACCUUAUGAUAAAAACAUCUAUACUUAAAUAACCUAGGUUAUAUGAACUGAAUGAAGAAAUAAUAUAACCGUGUAGAAAGAUCUGAAAGUCUAUGAACAAAGACACAUUCGUAUAUGUUGCAACAAUAUUGAUUUACAUGUUUCGCAAUUUAGGAUUUGCGCGACUGAAGGAAGCCCUGGAAGAAUUCUUUACUAAGAAGAGAGAUGAAAAUCAUAUUGUAACGGAAUCAGAAGUAAGAACUUUUUUCGAGGAUUUCCGCAGGCGCAGUCAAUCAUGAAUGCAAUUGAGAGGAGAAACUCCAAUCUUUUUAUGUACAUUUCUAAGUUUUGUCACACACUCAACCUCUAUUGUAAUUGAGUUUUGAUCUGAUUAGUAUGCAUCAGAGUUUUUAUUUUCCUAA